ACCCGGCUCAAUUUGAAUCUCUAUUCUCCGCAUAACAUGUUUGCUUCUCCCCUACAGGGCAAUCAACAUUUCUGCAAAUCCAUCGAUAAAUUCUUCUCCGCAUCACUAUCACUCUUGAAAUCAUGCAAAUCCCUCGCUCAAGUCCAGCUUCUCCAUCAGCAGUUACUAGUCAGAGGCCUCGACGAUGUCCGAACCACGGCAGAGAUCGCCGCCGCAUACAUAGACGCGGAUUCCCCCUCUUCCGCUUUAUCUGCUCUCGAACGCAUCCCGCCCAAUCUUCCCGCCGUCUUCUGGUGGAAUUCCCUCAUUCGGAGGGACGUUCGUCAUGGAUCUCUCCACAACGUCCUCCAUUUGUAUCGUAGAAUGCGCAGACUUGGCUGGAGUGCGGAUGGCUACACUUAUCCCUUUGUUCUUAAAGCUUGUGGAGAGCUCCCCUCCUUUACCUACGGUUCUUCGGUUCACGCCGUUUCUAUUGUUGAAGGAUUCGACUCCAAUGUGUUCGUGUGCAACGCAAUUAUAACCAUGUAUGGUCGAUGUGGCCCUCUGGAUUAUGCACGACAGGUGUUCGACGAAUUAACUACUAUAAGAAUUGAUGACUUAGUUUCCUGGAAUUCAAUUGGUGCUGUUUAUCUUCAAAACGGUGAUCCCAGGUCAGUACUUGAUUUGUUUGCUAGGUUGAACUUGAACAUGAACAUCCUUUCUGAUCAGUUUCGACCGGAUGCUGUUAGUCUGGUUAAUGCACUUCCGGCUUGUGCCUCAAUUAGGAAUUGUAUGCAAGGUAAAGAAAUCCAUGCUUAUGCAAUGCGGAGUGGGCUAGUUGAUGAUGUAUUUGUGGCUAAUGCGAUUCUAGAUAUGUAUGCAAAGUGUAAUCUAAUGGAUGAAGCAAUGAAAGUUUUUCAUAAAAUAGAUGAGAAGGAUGUAGUGUCGUGGAAUUCAAUGGUGACUGGCUAUUCUCAGAUUGGUAGAUGCGAAGAAGCUCUACGUUUGUUUGAGAAAAUGCAGGAUGAAGAAAUCGAAACCGAUGUUGUCACAUGGAGUGCUGUAAUUGCAGGUUAUGCUCAAAGGGAUCAAGGUUUCGAAGCGAUCAAUGUUUUUCGUCAAAUGCAACUUUCAAAAACCGAACCAAAUCCUGUUACACUCGUGUCUCUUCUAUCGGGUUGUGCUGCAGUUGGAGCGUUGCGUCAAGGUAAGGAAACACAUUGUUAUGUAAUCAAACGCAUGUUUAAGUUAUAUGGUAACGAUGGAGAGAGUUUGAUGAAGGUGACUAAUGGUCUGAUAGAUAUGUACUCAAAAUGCAAAAGUACAAAUAUUGCGCAAUCCAUGUUCGAUUCCAUCGAGCCACCGACCGAUAGGAAUGUCGUAACAUGGACCGCGAUAAUAGGUGGUUAUGCUCAACACGGCGACGCUAACCAGGCUUUGAAUCUUUUCUCCUCCAUGUUGAAUAACGAAACGAAUCCUAUUCUUCCAAAUCCUUUCACUAUAUCAUGUGUUCUAAUGGCUUGCGCUCGUUUAUCUGCAUUAAGAUCGGGAAAACAAAUCCAUGCUCACAUUAUCCGUAUUCAAUAUAGAUCCGGUAUAAUGUAUGCCGCCAAUUGCCUUAUCGACAUGUACUCGAAAUGUGGGGAUGUGGACACCGCACGCAAGGUUUUCGACAAUAUGUCUCAUCGAAACGAUGUUUCGUGGACUUCGUUAAUGACGGGAUAUGGUAUGUUCGGUCGUGGUUUAGAGGCCCUAGAAGUCUUUGAGAAUAUGAGAAGAAUCGACGGUAUAGUAAUAGAUGAUGUAUCGUUCAUCGUUGUUCUUUAUGCGUGUAGUCAUUCUGGUUUAGUCGAGGAGGGGAUUCGCUACUUUAACAGAAUGAAAGACGAAUUCGGAGUCGUUCCGAAAGUCGAACACUAUGCAUGCAUGGUCGACUUGUUGGGUCGUUCGGGUCGUUUCGACGAAGUUACGAAGAUAAUUGAAGAAAUGCCUAUGGAACCAAGUUCGGUUGUGUGGGUCGCGUUAUUAAGCGCGUGUAGGACACACGGAAAAGUCGAACUCGGGGAAUUCGCCGCGAAUAAGUUGACGGAUUUGAGACUCGAACACGACGGGUCGUAUACGUUGCUAUCGAAUCUGUACGCGAAUGUCGGCAGGUGGAAAGACGUCGCGAGGAUUCGGUUAUCGAUGAAAAAUGCGGGGAUAAGGAAGAGACCGGGUUGUAGUUGGAUUCAAGGGAAGAAUGGGACGACUGCGAGCUUUUACGUUGGGGAUAGAUCACAUCCGUUAGCUCGAGAGAUUUACCAAGUGCUUGCGGAUUUGAUCGAACGUGUUAAGGUCUUAGGUUAUGUUCCUCAGACGGACUUUGAUUUGCACGAUGUGGAUGAUGAGGAGAAGGGUAAUCUUUUGUUUGAGCAUAGCGAGAAACUCGCGCUUGCUUAUGGGGUUAUGACUUCGACUCCAGGGAUGGCUAUUAGAAUCACGAAGAACUUGAGAGUUUGCGGGGAUUGUCAUAUUGCUUUCUCGUAUAUCUCGAGGAUUGUAGAUCAUGACAUUAUUUUGAGGGAUUCUAGUCGUUUUCAUCAUUUCAAGGAUGGAUCUUGCUCAUGCAAAGGGUAUUGGUGAUUGAGAUUGAUUUGCCAUGGGGCUAAUAUUAUCAAUACUUUCCUUAUUUGUGUGUUUGAACCCCAACUGUAGUAUACAUGAUGAACAACUUUGGUUUUCAAAACAGAUAUGCAACAGCAGUAAUUAUUUAUUCAGGU
Messenger RNA from Impatiens glandulifera, 2738 nucleotides. RefSeq names its product pentatricopeptide repeat-containing protein At5g16860. NCBI's taxonomy places the organism in Eukaryota, Viridiplantae, Streptophyta, Magnoliopsida, Ericales, Balsaminaceae. Gene Ontology annotation, molecular function: protein binding; zinc ion binding; RNA binding. The transcript has a single exon. Bases 37 to 2601 code for a protein of 854 amino acids. Gene Ontology annotation, biological process: RNA modification. The record is from RefSeq and is a predicted model, not a curated record.